UCGAUGCUGCGUCGGUCGGUCAGCAGUCACCAGAGAUCGAAUCGGUUCAAGAUAAAUCGUUUGCCCGGCAUUAGGAACGAUGGACACAAGAAGACAGGCGUGCUGUCCUCAGCUUUUCAGACUUACUUGCCCUUCAGAUCGAAGGAAACUUUGAAAUCCCAAAGCAAAUUCGACGCAUCACGCUCAAUCGGUUAUGAAUUUCAGAGUGCCGAGCGUCCACAGAUAGAUCCAAUAAAUUGUAUGCUGCAGGAGAACGCCGACUGUAUAAUGCCCAGUAACUCAACUGAAUCUCAAGUGCUAAACCCAAACGUUUCUUCAAAUAUGGAUAAAGAUGCAGCUGGCGGUGGUGAGGGCGAUCGGAAUGGCAGUGAGCUGAAAGCAAGAGGAAGCAACAGCAACAGCAACAGCAACAGCAGCAGCAGCAGCAGCAGUCGCAGAGGAAAUCGAUUUAAGAGGAACAUCAAGAAUACCGGAAGUCUAAUUGUGCGCAAAUUGACAUCCUCCCGUUACGGGAGGGACACUGGCAAGGCAGGCGGGCAGACCACAUCAAAGCACUCGGAUGGCGCGGAAGAGAAGAAUGUUAUAAAUAACGAUAAGCCAAACAACACCAAACAGAAUGUAGCAAUGUUACGCACCACAACUCUCUAAAUACAUGCAUAUACAUAUAUACCACAUAAACAAGAAAGAAGAAACCAGAAAGAAGAAACAAGAAAGAAGAUCGGGCCUCCUGUGGCGAGAGUCAGAUGUAUUUGUCUCCAAUCAUAGUAUGACACUAGCCUAGCAUAGAAUCUCAACUAAAAAUUAAUGUUUUACAUUUAUUCAUUGAUCUAUCGCGUAUUGAAUAUCUUAUAUAAUAAUAACAGACGAGCAGACAAAAUUUAACCAACUUAAGUACAUAAGCACCAACAUGCAUAAUGUCAUAUGUACACCUAUAUAUUGAUAUCGUUAAUUGCUAGACAGCGUAGGUGGGAGCCACACCGUUUUAAUUCAAUAAAAUGAACAAAAAAUAUACAUAUAUAUAAAAAAAAAAACAAAAAUCAACGCUAUUUAACGCAUUUUUUACCCCGUGGAUUUAAAGUACACAUAAAACAUAAAACAUAAAGAAUACGAAUUUUUGUUGAUAAUUAAUUUAGGUUUAUGUUUGGCUUUUUUCGUUGGUUUUCGUAAAAUAACACAGAAAUAAAACAAAAAUACAUGAAACAACAAAUAGAUUGACAAUUGUCGAAAAGUCAGUUGAUUUGGUGUUAUUAAACAAUGGAAUAUGAACUCAUAUAACUAUACGUCUGCUAUAAAAUCUUUUUUAUUUAUAAAUGCGUUUGUAGCCGAUGCGCUUGUUUCCUUAAAUGAGUUCUUUUUAUAAAGUAGCCCAAGCUUCAAGUUACACAAAACAAGCUACAAACAUAAAAUUUUAAAAAUGUAUAUUGUAUUUAAAUAAUUAUAUUUAUUUAACCACUUCUCAAA
This is a messenger RNA of Drosophila montana, 1461 nucleotides long. RefSeq lists its product as uncharacterized. Bases 4 to 648 code for a protein of 214 amino acids. The transcript has a single exon. Lineage: Eukaryota; Metazoa; Arthropoda; Insecta; Diptera; Drosophilidae. The record is from RefSeq and is a predicted model, not a curated record.